ACACACACACACACACACACACACACACACUGAAUGCAGGCUAGUGGAGUGAACAGCAGUGAGACUGUCAGUGUGAGAGAGUGAUAAAGGGAAGACAGCAUGGCUGAAGGAGGAGAAGGAGAAGAAGAGAUUCAGUUUGUACGGACGGAGGAUCAGGUGGUGCUGCAGUGUACAGCCACUAUACUGAAGGAGCAGAUUAAACUCUGCUUGUCCUGUGAGGGAUUUGGAAAUCGACUCUGCUUCCUCGAGACAACAUCUAAUGCUCACAAUGUGCCACCCGAUCUGGCCAUCUGUGUCUUCAUCCUGGAGCAGUCGUUAUCUGUACGAGCUCUACAGGAGAUGCUCUCUCAUACCAGCGAGGAUGUGGAUUUGGAUAAAUGGUCAUCACAAGGCGGAGGCCAUCGGACGCUGCUGUAUGGACACGCCAUCCUGCUCAGACACACACACUCGGGCAUGUAUCUGAGCUGUUUGACAACGUCACGGUCCCUCACAGACAAGCUGGCCUUUGACGUUGGCUUACAGGAAGACUCGACAGGUGAGGCAUGUUGGUGGACGAUCCAUCCUGCUUCUAAGCAAAGGUCAGAGGGUGAGAAGGUCAGAGUGGGUGACGACCUCAUCCUGGUCAGUGUGUCAUCGGAAAGGUACCUGCAUCUGUCCUACGCGAGUGGAGACCUCAUGGUGGACGCCUCCUUCAUGCAGACGCUGUGGAACAUGAACCCAGUGUCCAGUGGAUGUGAGCUGGUUGAAGGGUAUUUGACUGGAGGAUACGUGCUUCGACUCUUCCACGGCCACAUGGAUGAGUGUUUGGCCAUUCCUGCUGCUGACCAAGGGGAGGAGCGCAAAAAUGCCCAUUACGAGGGAGGAGCGGUGUGCAGUCAUGCCAGAUCUCUGUGGAGACUCGAGCCUCUCCGGAUUGGGUGGAGUGGAGGCCAUAUUAAAUGGGGUCAGCCGUUCAGAGUGCGUCACAUCACUACAGGUCGAUAUUUGUGUUUAGAUGAUGAGAAGGGCCUGCUGGUGGUGGAUCCUGAGAAAGCAAACACGAACAGCUCUGCAUUCUGCUUUCGAGCCUCAAAGGAGAAGACAGAAGUGGCUCAGAAGCGUGAUGUGGAAGGGAUGGGCGCUCCAGAGAUAAAGUACGGCGAGUCCAUGUGCUUUGUGCAGCAUGUAGCUACAGGCCUGUGGCUCACCUACGCCUCUGUAGAUGCUAAAUCUGCUCGCCUGGGGCCUGUGAAGCGGAAGGCAAUUCUUCAUCAGGAAGGUCACAUGGAUGACGCUCUGACCGUCGCUCGCUCUCAGACUGAAGAGUCUCAGGCUGCUAGAAUGAUCUACAGCACUGCUGGCCUCUUCACCCAGUUCAUCAAGAGUUUGGACUCUCUGAGUGGGAAGAAUAAAAGUGCUGCUGCUCCUCCUCCAUCUCUCCCACUGGAUUCUGUUGUCCUCUCGCUCCAGGAUCUGAUCUUCUACUUCAGACCUCCAGAGGAGGAGCUGGAGCAUGAGGAGAAACAGAGCAAACUGAGAUCCCUCAAAAAUCGCCAGAACCUGUUUCAGGAAGAGGGGAUGAUCACUCUGGUGUUGGACUGCAUCGAUCGUCUGAAUGUCUACAACACUGCAGCUCAUUUUUCCGAGUUCGCUGGAGAAGAGGCAGCUGAGUCCUGGAAGGAGAUUGUUAACCUGCUCUAUGAGCUGCUGGCAUCUCUGAUUAGAGGGAACAGGGCGAACUGCGCACUCUUCUGUGACAAUCUGGACUGGCUGGUCAGCAAACUGGACCGACUGGAGGCCUCAUCAGGCAUUCUGGAGGUGCUGUACUGCAUUCUCAUCGAAAGCCCUGAGGUGUUAAACAUUAUCCAGGAGAACCACAUCAAGUCCAUCAUCGCUCUGCUGGACAAACAUGGACGCAAUCACAAGGUGUUGGACGUACUCUGCUCGCUGUGUGUGUGUAACGGUGUGGCUGUGAGGUCCAAUCAGAAUCUCAUCACAGAGAAUCUACUUCCACGUCGUGACCUUUUGCUCCAAACACAAAUCAUUAAUUAUGUCACAAGCAUGAGGCCAAACAUCUUCCUGGGGACCUGUGAGGGAUCCACACAGUAUAAGAAGUGGUAUUAUGAGCUGAUCGUGGAUCACGUGGAGCCGUUUUUGACGGCCCAGGUGGGUCACCUGCGGGUGGGCUGGGCGCUGACUGAGGGUUACAGCCCGUACCCUGGUGGAGGAGAGGGCUGGGGCAGUAAUGGUGUAGGAGAUGACCUCUACUCCUACGGCUUUGAUGGCCUCCAUCUGUGGUCAGGGCGCGUCCCUCGACGUGUGGCAUCGCCCAAUCAGCACAUUCUGGCAGCAGAAGAUGUAGUGAGCUGCUGUCUGGAUCUAAGCGUGCCCAGUAUCUCAUUCCGCAUUAACGGGCAUCCUGUUCAGGGCAUGUUCGAGAACUUCAACCUGGACGGCCUCUUCUUCCCUGUCGUUAGCUUCUCCGCUGGAAUCAAGGUCCGGUUCCUCCUGGGUGGACGCCAUGGAGACUUUAAGUUCGUUCCGCCGCCAGGAUACGCUCCGUGCUACGAAGCUGUACUGCCCAAAGACAGACUUCGCAUCGAGCCCAUUAAGGAGUAUAAAAACGACUUGAAUAAUGAUGUGAGGAACCUGCUGGGCCCGACCCAGUCUCUGUCCCACACCGCCUUCACUCCAAAUCCUGUGGACACCGUGCAGAUUGUUCUUCCUCCGCAUCUGGAGCGGAUCAGAGAAAAGCUGGCAGAGAACAGCCACGAGCUCUGGGCCGUGACUCGCAUCGAGCAGGGCUGGACUUACGGAGCUUUCCGUGAUGAUAAUAAAAAGCUGCAUCCGUGUCUGGUGGACUUCCAGAGCCUUCCCGAGCCAGAGAGGAACUACAACCUGGCGAUGUCAGGGGAAACACUCAAAACUCUUCUUGCGCUGGGUUGCCAUGUUGGAAUGGGAGAUGAGAAAGCGGAGGAAAAUUUGAAAAGGAUCAAACUGCCCAAAACCUACAUACAGAGCAACAGCUACAAACCCGCUCCUCUGGACCUGAACCAUGUUAAACUGACCCCUAACCAGAACACGCUGGUGGAGCGACUCGCUGAGAACGGACACAACGUGUGGGCUCGAGACCGAGUGCGCCAGGGCUGGACUUACAGCAUCGUACAGGACAUCGUAAACAAGCGUAACCCCCGCCUGGUGCCGUAUAAUCUCCUGGACGAGAAAACCAAGAAGACGAACAGAGACACCGUGUGCGCUGCAGUUCGAACGUUGAUCGGUUACGGCUACAACAUCGAGCCUCCAGACCAGGAGAGCAGCAGCCAUAUCGGUAAUGGCAGCGGGAAUAAGAUCCGCGUGUUCAGGGCUGAGAAAUCGUACGCUGUGACUCAGGGAAAAUGGUACUUUGAGUUUGAGGCAGUGACAGUGGGGGAGAUGAGGGUCGGCUGGGCCAGACCAAACGUCCACGCUGAUAAAGAACUUGGCGCAGAUGACCUCGCCUAUGUCUUUAACGGCUGCAAGGCUCAGCGUUGGCACGUGGGCAGCGAGCCCUUCGGUCGUCAGUGGCAGCCGGGAGACGUCGUGGGCUGCAUGAUCGAUCUCAGUGAGCUGAACAUCAUGUUCACGCUAAACGGAGAGAUGCUGAUCAGUGACUCCGGCUCCGAGAUGGCUUUCAAAGACAUCGAGAUUGGAGAAGGGUUCAUCCCUGUGUGUAGCCUGGGCCUCUCUCAGGUGGGUCGGAUCAACCUGGGCCAGAACGUCAGCAGCCUGCGGUAUUUUACAAUCUGCGGCCUGCAAGAAGGCUUCGAGCCCUUCGCCAUCAACAUGAAGCGAGACAUCACCUUGUGGUUCAGCAAAAGCCUGCCGCAGUUCAUUCCUGUUUUUACUGACCACACUCACAUCGAGGUGUCCCGUGUGGAUGGCACAGUGGACAGCGCCCCCUGUCUCAAACUGAUCCACAGGACAUUCGGCUCCCAGAACGCCAACACGGACCUGCUCUUCUUCAGGCUGAGCAUGCCCAUCGAGUUCCACGAGUCGUUUAAGGUAGAGGCGGGAGCGACGCCGCUGACGCGACUCACCAUCCCCGAGGACGAGGCCCUGGAGGUCGACCCCAACUCUGAAUAUGAGCUGCUGAAGAAGAGCGCCACCCGCAGGGAGCAGGAGGAGAAAGAAAAGGAACCGUCCGUACCCAAAGAGCUGCCGGGCACCAAGGAGGCGGAGAACGAGAAAGACACCACUACAGAGAAGAGCAAAAAGAGAGGAUUUUUCUCCAAAGCGAAGAAAGCUGCCUUUAUCGCUCCUCCGCCUGUCGUUCCCACUGUCCCUCGCCUGGUGGAGGACGUCGUCCCCGAUGAUCGAGACGAUGUGGACAUUAUUUCCAACACAACUACACAUUACUACUCGGUGCGUAUAUUUGCGGGACAGGAGCCCAGUGGAGUGUGGGUCGGCUGGGUUACUCCUGAUUACCACCAGUACGACCCUCAUUUUGAUAUCAGUAAAGUGAGAAACGUCACAGUCACUGUGGGUGAUGAUAAAGGCAACAUACACCACAGCAUGAAGCGGAGUAACUGUUACAUGGUGUGGGGCGGAGAGUUCAGCGGCUCGCAACAAACACGCAUCACUCAGGAGGACUUUGUCAUUGGCUGCCUCGUGGAUCUGGACACGGGUCUCAUGACCUUCACAGCCAAUGGGAAAGAGGUGAACACGUUCUACCAGGUGGAGCCCAACACCAAACUCUUCCCUGCUGUUUUCUGUUUGCCCUCCAGCCAGAACAUGCUGCAGGUGGAGCUCGGCAAGCUCAAGAAUAUCAUGCCCAUCUCGGCAGCCAUGUUCCGGAGCGAUCGGAGGAAUCCGGUCCCGCAGUGCCCUCCGCGCCUCGAUGUCCAGAUGCUGACGCCGGUGAUCUGGAGCCGCAUGCCGAACCGCUUCCUGUCCCCUGAGACGGGGCGCGUUAGCGAGAGACUCGGCUGGAUGGUGCAGUGCACGGAGCCGCUCACCAUGAUGGCACUACACAUUCCAGAGGAGAACAAGUGUAUUGAUAUCCUGGAGCUUUCGGAGCGUACGGACCUACUGAAGUUUCACCACCACACGCUGAAGCUGUAUGGCUCGGUGUGCGCUCUGGGAAACAACCGCGUGGCCCACGCCCUCUGCAGCCACGUGGACGAGUCUCAGCUCUUCUACGCUAUAGAGAACUCGUACCUGCCCGGCCCGAUCCGCAGCGGCUACUACGACCUGCUCAUCUCCAUGCACCUGGAGUCGGCCAAGAGGAACCGCCUCAUGACUAACCGGGAGUUUAUCGUGCCCAUGACGGACGAGACACGCUCCAUCACGCUGAGGGCUCACACACUCCCCGCCGUGGGACGCUCCACCUGCCUCAGACCCACACUGCACUUCUCACACACCGGCUUUGUGGGCACCAAUGCUGACCUGUACACUCUCAGCCCCUUCGUACCGCUGCAGAUCCUGAAAGACCACGCCCUGAGCAUGCUAACGGAGGCGGUGCAGGACGGAGGCCAGGCCAUGCGUGAUCCUGUAGGGGGCAGCGUGGAGUUCCACUUCGUUCCCAUCCUGAAGCUGAUCAGUACGCUGCUCAUCAUGGGUGUGUUUGAGGACGAAGACGUGAAACACAUCCUCAAACUCAUCGAGCCCACCGUGUUCCGAGAGGACAAAGGCGGUCAAGUGGAGGAGGACAAGAGCGGAGAAGGAGGAGAGCAGCAGCUCGUAUCUAAAGAGGAGGGAGUGGAAGUGAAAGAAAAGGAGGAACGGGUGGAUGGGUGGACUGACGACGAAGGAAUGGGAGAGGAGGAAGAAGAGGAAGAGGAGCUGGAAGAGGAAGAGGAGGAGGAAGACCAGACAGAGCAGGAAGAUGAGGAAGAGCAGCCUGCGCCUGAGAAGGCAGACAAAGAGAAAGCAGAGCGUAAAGGGGCGGAGCCACAGGCUGAGCUGGAGGCCAGGCCUACAGUGGGGAGGGAGGAGCCUAAAGAGGAGGAGGAAGUUGGGGAGGGGCUACUGCAUAUGAAACUACCUGAGUCUGUAAAGUUGCAGAUGUGUACUCUGCUGCAGUAUUUCUGCGACUGUGAGCUGCGUCACCGUGUUGAGGCCAUCGUCGCCUUCUCUGACAGGUUCGUCACUCAGGUUCAGUCGAAUCAGAAGCAGCGUUAUUUCGAGCUCAUGCAGGCCUUCACCAUGACGGCAGCAGAGACAGCUCGCAAGACCAGAGAGUUCCGUUCACCACCACAAGAGCAGAUGAACAUACUGAUGGAUUUUAAGAAUUGUCCGGAUGAAGAGGACCCUCCUGUUCCUGAGGAAGUCCGAGUCGAACUUCAGAUGUUUCACAAUGACCUGCUGGCUCACUGCGGUAUUCACGUCGAGGAACAGGAGGAGGAAGAGCAUGUGGACACAUCUCUGCGUGGACGGUUCUUCAGGUUACUCGAGAAAGUGAAGAGACUACGAAGGAGGAGGCAGGAGACAGAGAUGGAGCCAGAGGAGGAGAAGAAACCCAGCACUUUGCAGGAGCUGAUCUCCCACACGAUGAUCCAUUGGGCUCAGGAGUCGUUCAUCCAGGACCCCGAGCUGGUGCGGCUCAUGUUCAGCCUGCUGCACCGGCAGUAUGACGCUCUGGGAGAGCUGAUCCGCGCUCUACCCAAAGCCUACACCAUCAACGCCGUGUCCAUGCAGGACACCAUGGAGCUGCUCGAGUGUCUUAGCCAGAUCCGCUCGCUUCUCAUCGUCCAGAUGGGUCCUGAGGAGGAGAGGCUCAUGAUCCAGAGCAUCGGAAAUAUAAUGAAUAACAGGGUGUUCUACCAGCAUCCCAAUCUGAUGAGAGCGCUGGGCAUGCACGAGACCGUCAUGGAGGUCAUGGUCAACGUACUCGGGGGCGGAGACUCGAAGGAGAUCCGUUUCCCACGCAUGGUGACCAACUGCUGUCGCUUCCUGUGUUAUUUCUGCCGAAUCAGCCGUCAGAAUCAGCGCUCCAUGUUCGACCACUUGAGUUACCUGCUGCAAAACAGCGGCAUCGGCCUGGGAAUGCGAGGCUCUACACCUCUUGACGUCGCUGCAGCGUCCUGCAUCGAUAACAACGAGCUGGCGCUGGCUCUUCAGGAGCAGGACCUGGAGAAGGUGGUAAAGUAUUUGGCCGGUUGUGGGCUGCAGAGUUGCCCCAUGCUCUUGUCGAAAGGUUACCCUGAUAUCGGCUGGAACCCAUGCGGUGGAGAGAAAUACCUCGACUUCCUCCGAUUCGCCGUCUUUGUUAACGGAGAGAGUGUGGAGGAGAACGCUAACGUGGUGGUACGUCUCCUGAUCAGACGGCCCGAGUGUUUCGGCCCUGCGCUCAGAGGAGAGGGAGGUAAUGGCCUUUUGGCCGCCAUUGAAGAAGCCAUUAAGAUCUCUGAGGAUCCGGCCAGAGAUGGACCCACUGUCAAAAAGGACAGACGCUUCCCUAUGUUUGGAGGAGAAGAGCAACACGAGGAGAGCAGAGUUCACCUGGGAAAUGCCAUCAUGUCCUUCUACGCUGCUCUCAUCGACCUGCUGGGACGCUGCGCUCCUGAAAUGCAUCUGAUCCAGGCAGGGAAAGGAGAAGCUCUGAGGAUCAGGGCUAUUCUCAGAUCUCUGGUUCCCAUUGAGGAUCUCGUAGGUGUUAUUAGUCUUCCACUGCAGAUACCUGCGUUUGGCAAAGAUAACAGUAUCGUUGAGCCAAAGAUGUCUGCCAGUUUUGUCCCGGAUCACAAGGCCCCCAUGGUGCUGUUCCUGGACAGAGUGUAUGGCAUCGAUAAUCAGGAUUUCCUCCUACACGUGCUGGAAGUCGGAUUCCUGCCUGAUAUGCGAGCAGCAGCUUCUCUGGACACGGCUGCGUUCAGUACCACAGAGAUGGCUCUGGCUCUGAACCGCUAUCUCUGUUCGGCCGUUCUCCCUCUCAUCACUAAAUGCGCUCCUCUAUUCGCCGGCACUGACCACCGCGCCAUCAUGAUCGACUCCAUGCUGCACACCAUCUACAGGCUCUCCCGAGGACGCUCGCUCACCAAAGCUCAGAGAGACGUGAUCGAGGAGUGUCUCAUGUCUCUGUGCAAGUAUCUGCGGCCGUCGAUGCUUCAGCACCUUUUGAGAAGACUUGUGUUUGAUGUGCCAAUUCUCAAUGCGUAUGCCAGAAUGCCCCUGAAGUUGCUGACUAAUCAUUACGAGCGCUGCUGGAAGUAUUACUGCCUCCCCAACGGCUGGGCCAACUUCGGUGUGUCAUCAGAGGAAGAGCUUCACCUGACCCGCAAACUCUUCUGGGGGAUCUUCGAAUCUCUGGCGCACAAGAAAUUUGAUGCAGAAUUGUUUAAAAUCGCAAUGCCCUGCAUCUGUGCCAUAGCCGGGGCCAUUCCUCCUGAUUACGUGGAUGCCAGUUACUCUUCCAAAACAGAGAAGAAAGCUUCUGUCGAUGCCGAGGGCAACUUUGAUCCCAAACCGGUGGACACAACCAACACCAUAAUUCCUGAGAAACUGGACGGGUUUAUCAACAGAUAUGCAGAGUACACCCACGAUAAAUGGGCUUUCGAGAAGAUCCAAAACAACUGGACGUUUGGUGAAGUGCUGGAUGAAAAUGCUAAGACUCAUCCUAUGCUCAGACCGUAUAAAACAUUUUCUGAGAAGGAUAAAGAAAUUUACCGCUGGCCCAUUAAAGAGUCCAUAAAGGCCAUGAUAGCCUGGGAGUGGACGCUCGACAAAGCCAGAGAUGGAGACGAAGACAAAGGAGAGAAGAAAGCGGCGCGGAAAAUCUCUCAGACCGCACAGGCGACGUACGACCCGAGCCACGGCUACAACCCUCAGCCUAUAAACAUAUCCGGCAUGACUCUGUCCAGAGAGCUACAGUCCAUGGCAGAGCAGCUGGCCGAGAAUUACCACAACACCUGGGGCCGCAAGAAGAAGAUGGAGCUGCAGGCGAAGGGUGGUGGGACUCACCCUCUGCUCGUUCCCUACGACACGUUAACGGCCAAAGAGAAAGCUCGAGACCGUGAGAAGGCGUACGAGCUGCUCAGAUUCCUCCAGCUGAACGGAUACGCAGUGACGAGAGGGCUGAAGGACAUGGAGAGUGACAUUUCCUCCAUUGAGAAGCGCUUUGCUUAUGGCUUCUUACAGAAACUGCUCAAGUGGAUGGACAUCGCUCAGGAGUUCAUCGCUCACCUCGAGGCGGUGGUCAGCAGCGGUCGUGUGGAGAAAUCACCUCACGAGCAGGAGAUCAAGUUCUUCGCCAAGAUCCUCUUGCCGUUGAUAAAUCAGUACUUUAAAAACCACUGCCUCUAUUUCCUGUCCACUCCCGCUAAAAUCCUGGGCAGCGGCGGCCACGCCUCAAAUAAGGAGAAAGAAAUGAUCGCCAGUAUAUUCUGUAAGAUGUCGGCUCUGGUGAGACACAGAGUUUUUCUCUUCGGCACGGACGCUCCUGCUAUUGUUAACUGUCUCCACAUACUCGCGCGCUCGCUCGAUGCAAGAACGGUGAUGAAAUCAGGACCCGAGAUUGUGAAGGCCGGGUUGAGAUCGUUCUUCGAGAGUGCGGCUGAUGACAUCGAAAAGAUGGUGGAGAACCUCAAACUGGGCAAAGUGUCGAAAGGCAACCAGCCGGUGAAAGGCGUAUCUCAGAAUAUAAACUACACUACGGUGGCCCUGCUGCCGGUCCUCACCUCGCUGUUCGAUCACAUCGCACAGCACCAGUUUGGAGACGACGUCAUACUGGACGACCUGCAGAUGUCCUGCUACAGAAUCAUGUGCAGCAUUUACUCUCUCGGCACCGUCAAAACCCCUCAUGCUGAAAGACACAGGCCUGCUCUGGGAGAGUGUUUAGCUCAUUUAGCUGCAGCGAUGCCUGUGGCUUACCUCGAGCCUCAUCUGAACGAGUUCAAUGCUUUCUCUGUUUACACGACCAAAACCCCCAGAGAGAGAGCCAUCCUGGGUCUGCCUAAUGAGGUGCAGGAGUUGUGUUUGGACAUCCCGGAGUUGGACGUGUUGAUGAGGGAGAUCAGUCACCUGGCUGAAUCAGGCGCUCGCUACACGGAGAUGCCCCAUGUGAUCGAAGUCACCCUGCCCAUGCUGUGUAACUAUCUGCCCCGCUGGUGGGAGAGGGGUGUGGAAAACCACCCCGAGCUAGAGGGCAAACUCUGCACCCACGUCACCUCCGAGCACCUCAACCAGCUGCUGGGCAGCAUCAUGAAGAUCGUCGUCAACAACCUGGGCAUUGACGAGGCUCCCUGGAUGAAGAGACUGGCAGUGUUCUCUCAGCCGAUCGUGAGCAGAGCGAAGCCCGAGAUGCUCAAGUCUCACUUCAUCCCGACGAUGGAGAAGCUGAAGAAGCGCACGGCGAAGGUGGUGGCCGAGGAGGAGCACCUGCGCAUGGAGGGCAAAACGGAGGGGGACGAGGAGGAGGGAACCAUACGGGACGAGUUCGCCGUCCUCUGCAGAGAUUUAUACGCUCUUUACCCUCUACUCAUCCGCUACGUCGACAACAACAGGGCGAGGUGGUUAACCUGCCCUGACCCCGAUGCUGAGGAACUGUUCCGUAUGGUGGGAGAGGUCUUCAUCUUCUGGUCCAAAUCUCAUAACUUUAAGCGUGAGGAGCAGAACUUUGUGGUGAUAAACGAGAUAAACAACAUGUCCUUCCUCACCGCUGAUAGCAAGAGCAAGAUGAGUAAGGCCGGAAACGCUGAGGCUGGCGGCUCUGAUGUAGAACGUACUAAGAAGAAGCGGAGGGGGGAUCGUUACUCUGUGCAGACCUCUCUGAUCGUAGCUGAAGAAGAUGCUCCCCAUCGGACUCAACAUGUGCUCUCCGGCCGAUCACGAGCUCAUUAACCUCGCCAAGUUCCGCUAC
This is a messenger RNA of Pangasianodon hypophthalmus (striped catfish), 10813 nucleotides long. RefSeq names its product ryanodine receptor 1a (skeletal) (gene ryr1a). The transcript is spliced from 74 exons. Gene Ontology annotation, cellular component: sarcolemma; smooth endoplasmic reticulum; calcium channel complex. The record is from RefSeq and is a predicted model, not a curated record. Gene Ontology annotation, biological process: calcium ion transmembrane transport. Gene Ontology annotation, molecular function: protein binding; ryanodine-sensitive calcium-release channel activity. Bases 100 to 10794 code for a protein of 3564 amino acids. NCBI's taxonomy places the organism in Eukaryota, Metazoa, Chordata, Actinopteri, Siluriformes, Pangasiidae.